CUUUCUUUUUUCUCUUUUCCAUAGCUCAUUGAACAAUGACAAAGGAUUCAACGCCUUCUUUGUUUGUACAUAGUCCUGUUCGGGAGACACUACAACGACUUGUUCAGAGCCAGAUGCUAUGGACAGCACCUUUGAUAGCCAUCUCAUUUGCUUCUCUUGUACGUUGGAUUGUUUCACUCUAUCCUUAUUCAGGAUACAACAUGCCACCCAUGUAUGGUGAUUAUGAAGCACAACGACAUUGGAUGGAACUUACAAUCCAUUUACCUACUUCCAAAUGGUAUUGGUAUGAUCUACAAUGGUGGGGACUCGACUAUCCGCCUUUGACAGCAUAUCAUAGCUGGCUUUGUGGUAUCAUUGGAUCAAAAAUAAACGCGUCUUGGUUUGCUUUAGAUACAUCAAGGGGUAUUGAAACACCAGCAAGUAGACUCUUUAUGAGAUCCACUGUGAUUGUAUCUGAAGCAUUGGUUUAUAUUCCUGCUGUGUUGGUAUUUUGUCAAAUUGUAUAUGGCUCUAAUGGGUAUUUGAAGAAACAUAUGGCAGCCGUUUUGAUACUUAUGCAACCAGGUUUGAUUAUGAUUGAUCAUGCUCAUUUCCAAUUUAAUUCUGUCAUGUUGGGUCUUGCUUUGUGGACCAUCAAUUGCUUCUUGACCAAACAUUUUGUGUUGGGAUCCAUUUUCUUUUGUUUGUCUUUGGGAUUUAAACAAAUGGCCUUGUAUUAUUCACCAGCAGUAUUUGCCUUUCUCUUAGGAAGAUGUUUUACUGAGCCAAAAGGUUUUAUUUUGUUUGUCAAUUUGGGUAUUACUGUUAUCGUUACAUUUGGUAUCUUGUUUUCCCCUUGGCUAACAUCCUUGGAAGGUAUCAAACAGGUCUUUAUUCGCAUCUUUCCUGUUGCUCGUGGGCUGUAUGAAGACAAAGUAGCUAACGUCUGGUGCGCCCUUAAUAUUGUUGUCAAAUUAAGGCAAAUCCUCAGCCUUGAGUCUACUAUGCGCCUUAGUUUACUGGCUACACUUGCUGUGGUUAUUCCCGUUUCGAUUCACUUGGGCAUAGCACCCUCCAGAAGACGUUUCUUAUAUGCUAUGCUGAACUCGUCACUUGGUUUCUUUUUAUUUUCAUUCCAAGUCCAUGAAAAAUCCAUUUUGCUUCCCCUUUUACCUGGUACUCUACUUGUUCUAGAAGAAUCAAUUGCUACCUCCAUUUUUGUUAACACAGCCAUGUUUAGCAUGUUCCCAUUACUAAAGCGCGAAGGACUAGUGAUCCCUUACUUUAUAACAACAUUUAUGUGGAACUGGCUUGUAGGUGGUUAUGGUCCUGAUGUUGGUUUGGUUACUCGAUUAGGCACUUGUGGUGUUCAUACAUUGUUUAUAUGCUGGCAUAUUGCAGAAGCACUUGUGGAUCCACCUGCAGGACUGCCUGACCUCUUUACAGUAAUGAAUGUCAUGAUAAGUUGUGGCGCUUUUUCACUCUUGUUUUGCUACUAUCUUUAUCGCCAAUUCACAGUGACACCUUUCAUUGCUUCUUCACCACCAAAGAAAAAGACACAAUAAAUUAAAAUACCGUUCUUCUUUUCGUUCAA
This is a messenger RNA of Gilbertella persicaria, 1573 nucleotides long. RefSeq names its product glycosyl transferase. Gene Ontology annotation, cellular component: endoplasmic reticulum membrane. The transcript has 7 exons. The coding region runs from base 36 to 1544 and encodes 502 amino acids. The record is from RefSeq and is a predicted model, not a curated record. Gene Ontology annotation, molecular function: dolichyl pyrophosphate Man9GlcNAc2 alpha-1,3-glucosyltransferase activity. Lineage: Eukaryota; Fungi; Mucoromycota; Mucoromycetes; Mucorales; Choanephoraceae. Gene Ontology annotation, biological process: protein N-linked glycosylation.